Daktulosphaira vitifoliae (grape phylloxera) is the source of this 1374-nucleotide messenger RNA. RefSeq lists its product as uncharacterized. Lineage: Eukaryota; Metazoa; Arthropoda; Insecta; Hemiptera; Phylloxeridae. The transcript has 3 exons. The record is from RefSeq and is a predicted model, not a curated record. The coding region runs from base 895 to 1374 and encodes 159 amino acids.
UAUUUGUUGUUGGACAAAAAAUCGAUAAAAAAUUAGUAUAAAAGAUCUAGUAAACUAAAAAUGCAUUGGGACUUUUAGUCUAACCAGGGAACGAAGAACAUAUAAGCUCUUGUGGAAGUCAAACUAGUCUAGAAGUCUCAGUCGCGUCGAAAUCAAAUUACAAAAACUUGAAAUCAACAUGACGUUCGCAAGUCGAAUUUAUUGGCGAAAUAAUUAUGGCACCGUUAGAGAGAGGAGAUCAGAUUUUCAUAAAAUAUUAUGACUACUUACAAAAUUUAACAAUUACCAGAGCAAAUGACAAGAAUCUUGAACAGCCCGAAGAGUAUCGCAUUAACUUCAAGGAAUAAAUGGUGAAUUUUUUUAUAAAUCCUCGAUGGAAAUCCUUACCAAUGUUAUCAAAAAGAAAGAAAUAUUCAACAUCGUAAGUGAAAAAUAUGUGUACAUAGCAUAGUUAUUCAUACUUAUAUUUUUAAAGGCAUUUAUUGACAAAAAUGAACUCAUAUUGACAUAUUCAACAUCUAAAAAAAGUUUCAACACUCAGAUUUGGAAUGCUGAGUAUUUGAGACCCAAAAACUUCGGAAAUAGAUAUAAGAAGACUUAUACAAAGAAGAACGCUUACAAACCUGUACUUCAGCCGAAUGAAUAUAUAAUGCCAAACGUUUUCCUGAGAACAAUGAAAAACGUUAUACGGUCCAGGAUAGACUUAUGAAAUACUGUGAAACCGAUGAACCACAAUUUGUACAAGAAUCAAAUAAAUUCAAACAACCCGAAAAUAGACAGCAAUACAAGACCAAUACUACACUUUAUUCAGCUCAAGAUCGACUUAAACAGUACAAGGACAUCGUUACUCCAAAAUAACCACAGCUUAUACAAAAUGGCACUAGGACUAUAGAUAUGAACCGAUUUGAAGUUAAAGUAAAUUACUGCAAAGAAAAAAAUCUCAACACUGACAUAACAAAAGACCUAUGUACUAAGAAAUCAACAUUAAAACUAGGCGAGACACAAAAAAUAAUGAUAGUUCAAAAACGAACGAAGACAUGUUAUCAUGUACACUCGAUGGAGAGUAGAAAGUCUGUUAUCACCUUGUGUGAUAAACUACACGAAAUUGAAAAUAACUUAAGACGCAUCCAGAAAGUUGAGAAAUACGAUAUGUGCUUGAUAUUUUUUGGCGUUGAAUGGUACCGUGGGAAAAUUAUGGACGAGAUAAACGAUGAAUCUUCUCGAAGGAAUCCAAUAAAAAUAUAUCUUAUAAAGACCGGGUCCAGGGGAGGUGUUCAUCGAUUCAUCCGACAGUUUAUGUUAAUCAAAAUUGUUCAUUGCGCCUUGAAAGUCUCAUUGAGUAUUAUUUCAUUAAAGACCGCCAUUUCGUUGUGA